CUGAAGGUGUGACCGAAAACGUUUGUUUUUCUAAAGCAAGGGGAAGUAUCUUCACCAUGGCAACCUUAUGGGACGACUUGGAGAGCCUCGUGGAUUCUCCUUCGUCUUUUUCUGCACAAAGUGGAGACAGAGGAACCAUCAAGCCUAAAGGAAACUUUAGCGCAGUGGACGAUGCUGCGGCCAUGAAGAAGGCCAUCGAUGGAUUUGGAACAAAUGAGAAGGUCCUGAUGGACGUCUUGACUCAAAGAAGCAACGCUCAGAGGCAGCUCGUCUGCAAAGCUUAUCAAGAAGCGACUGGCAGAACCCUGGACGAAGACCUAAAGGGGGACACGCAUGGAGACUUUGAAAACCUGCUGGUGGCGCUCAUCACUCCUCCUGCGGCGUACGACUGCCACGAAGUGAUGCGGGCCAUGAAAGGAGCCGGCACAAAGGAGCACAUCCUGGCUGAGAUCUUUGCCUCCAGGUCCAACCAGCAGAUCAAAGCUCUGCAGAGUGAAUAUUUACGAGAAACAAAGAAGGAGUUGAGUCUUGAACUGAAAAGGGAACUUUCUGGAAAUGUUUCCAAAGCGCUGCUGCUCUUGGCUGAGGGCAACAGGGACGAAAGCACCAACGUAGACAAAGAAAAAGCCAAACAAGACGCUGAGGCUCUCUACGCUGCCGGAGAGAAGAAGUGGGGCACUGACGAGUCCAAGUUCAUCGAGGUCCUCUGCCGGAGGAGCAUCGCCCAGCUUCGGCAGACUCUGGUCGAAUACAAAAACCUGAGCGGGAAAACGCUGCAGCAGAGCAUCGAAGGAGAGAUGAGCGGCGAGCUGGAGCAGCUGCUGGUGGCUGUCGUGAAAUGCGUGAAAAGCGUCCCGGCAUACUUCGCAGAGCGUCUGCACGAGAGCAUGAAGGGCGGUGGUACCGAUGAGUCCACGCUGAUCCGGAUCAUGGUGAGCCGGUCUGAGAUCGACCUGCUGGACAUCAGAGCCGAGUUCAAGAAGCUGUACAACCGCUCUCUGCUCUGUGAGCUCGAGUCGGAGCUGUCGGGGGAACUCGGGGAAUGUUUGAAGGCGAUCUGCGGCGGAGACGACUGAAGCCAACAGGAAACCUGCUGCCUCGGGCGUUCCUAAAUCUCCACGUUGUUCUUCAGAGCUGACCCAAGGCACAGAUGUUUGAAACGUUUUAAACUGAAGACUAAAGAAAUAAAAGAUGGCGUAAAACUAGUCGCAAAAACGGGCGAAGUGGGUUUAAAAACUGAGCAGAGGCACCACCAUGCUGCUUUUUUCCUACUCAUGCCAAUAAAGUCAUAAAGAA
Messenger RNA from Nematolebias whitei (Rio pearlfish), 1296 nucleotides. RefSeq names its product annexin A3a (gene anxa3a). The coding region runs from base 57 to 1076 and encodes 339 amino acids. The record is from RefSeq and is a predicted model, not a curated record. The transcript is spliced from 14 exons. NCBI's taxonomy places the organism in Eukaryota, Metazoa, Chordata, Actinopteri, Cyprinodontiformes, Rivulidae. Gene Ontology annotation, molecular function: calcium-dependent phospholipid binding; phospholipase inhibitor activity; calcium ion binding. Gene Ontology annotation, cellular component: cytoplasm.